CUUGUUAAUGGAUAAACCACCACCUGCUGAGGUAACACUGAAACCAGCUGCAGCCCGGAAGGAGAGACAGACUUAAGUUCGACUUUCCGGAAUGAAAACAACCCUAUUCUAGUUUCACACAGGCUGCAUGACCCGCACACACGUGUGGUCACCGGAACUCCCGUUUUUGACACAGAAACCCCACGAAGCGACACCGAGGGUCGAGCUGACAUGAAUGUUUUUCAACCACAAGCGAAACUUCCCCUCUGACCGCGGAGAGAGGCGGACAUCCAGCAGGGGACUUCCAGCGGCUUAAUACCUGGAGAUGGACCGGUACAGGUACUUCAUUUUCAACCAGAAGAGCGUGCUCGUCCUCGGCGUCCUGCAGGUGGCUUGUGCGGGUCUUUGUGUGGUGUGCGGGUUCAUGGACGCUGUUUUCCGCAGGGAUACCCCGCUGAGUACCACCAGGACACCGGUAUGGGGAGCACUGAUCAUGGCCUCUCCAGGUGUUCUGGCCCUGUUUGCCUCCCAAAGGAAAAACUCAGUGCUGGUGAGUGUGAUGGUGGUAGCAGCAGGACUCUCCUGCGUGGCUGCAGUGUUUGUAUCAUGUUACUCCUGUGUGACCCUCACCUACGGAGAGGAGGAUGAAGAGGUCUUCCACCACCACGACAGUCCUCAAGUGACGUUUGUGCUUCAUCGGAUGGUGAAAGGGGCCAACGCCACCAUACUGCUGACCUGCACCAUCAGCCUGGCUCUCUCCUCUCUCAUCGCCUAUUUGGGCUGCCGUAGUCUUCCCUGCUGUGGCUGCUAUGAUGCCAGGACUGGAUUGUUGCAGCUGAUGUCCCUACGUUUGAACGCGCUUCGCUCUCAGCAGCCCUGUGAUGUAGUUCUCCUCUGUGUCCAGCAACUGGCGAUGACAGGCUCUUCAACUCUCCAGCUCAGUCCACUGACCAGGGCACCACUGAGGAAGAGGGUCCCGCCAAACGGCCUCCGUACGUCAGACUGGCCUGACACAUUAGAGACUGGUCCUACACAUCCCUGUUUCCUCCACUCCAGAGAGGAGGGGGAUCUCAAGACACAACCAAUUUAAACAAUGCCAAAGUUGUAUGUGUGACAUGUCAAGACUGAAAUUCCCUAUAUGCUGUGUGAAAGUGACUUGUUUUAUCUAUAGAUUCUAUGAUUUUAUGUGUAUUUGAUAAAUAAAACCUGCCUGAUGUUUCAA
This is a messenger RNA of Micropterus salmoides (largemouth bass), 1201 nucleotides long. RefSeq lists its product as uncharacterized. Gene Ontology annotation, cellular component: membrane. The transcript has 5 exons. Lineage: Eukaryota; Metazoa; Chordata; Actinopteri; Centrarchiformes; Centrarchidae. The record is from RefSeq and is a predicted model, not a curated record. The coding region runs from base 305 to 1069 and encodes 254 amino acids.